Molecule: messenger RNA, 20201 nt
Organism: Cinara cedri
Lineage: Eukaryota; Metazoa; Arthropoda; Insecta; Hemiptera; Aphididae
Source: the annotation of a GenBank genome assembly
AUGCCACCUGCCUACCACGGUAUUCCUGAAAUUACCCUGUCCCGCUUGGGGUUCAUGUUUUCGCUGAAACACGGACUAACCGAAGCUGAAAAUAACUGACCGUUUUUCAAUUUUUCUCACGUGGCUUUUGAUUUACGCAGGGACAUCAACAUUACCAACGAUACUAGUCUUGAGCUGCAGUGGAACAGUGCAGACUGGACAUGGCUGGGAUUCAAGAUGAGAUAUACUUUACCAGUGACUAUAUUGUUCAUAAUGGCGUACACGAUCGUGUUUGUUGUGGGUAUCGUGGGCAACCUGUUGGUGAUAGUGGCCGUUUCCUCUGAAAGACCAUUGCGGCGGAUGCCCACCAACAUAUAUCUUGUCAAUUUGGCCUUUGCCGAUCUGCUAGUCAUCGUGUUGUGCUAUCCGUUCACGCUGAUCGCCACCCUCACCGUAGGUAAGUAUGUGCAUAUACUAUUAUAAUUACACUAAUCAAUUUUAAUCCUCUGGCCUGAAUUUAGUUCCCACUCGGCUCCUAGCUGUCCUAACUUAUAUUAUCUAUACUCAUGGAUCACUGUCUUGUAUACUAAUGGUGUCUAAUAUACCUAUCAUUGUUCACACUUUAACGUGUUUCUUAUCAAUAAUUAAUAAUAAUAAUAAUAUAAUAAACUAAGUAUUUUUUAGUACAGUAUAAUUUAUUUAAGGUAUUACAGCUUUUAAAGUAAAAAACUAUUGUUUAAUAGAAGAUGAUUUUUUUUAGGGAACUCGUAAACAAUUAAUCUCUCAAAAGGAUGAUAUUAUAAAAAAGGAGAAUUUUAAAACUUAGAUUAUUUUAAAGAAAAAUGUAAAUAUUUUCCUUUUUACAAGAGAUAAAUUUGUUUAAAAAACAUUCGAGAUGCCAACAAGCUAUCAUCAAACAAGACGAAAAUAUAUAAUUAACCAACAACUAUAUUCUAGAGUAUUGGUCUUGAAUGUUUUUUACACAAAAUGAUGAUCCAUUCAAUAGUGAUAAGCUGAGUUCGCCACUCUUUUAUAUAAGAAUAAUAUACACGAUAUUAAAACCGCUAAAUCGCUAGUAUACAGCGGUUAAACUAUAAAUUCGGACAGAAAAAAAAAAAAAAUUAUAAGACAUUAAAAUCCUAUAUUUGCAUUCCUAAAUUUUAUUAUUAUUUUUUUUUCUAACAAAUCUAGUCGAUCUCUAAUAAUAUGGAUAUUACUUAAAUAAUAAUAAUAAUAAUAACUAUAGGUACACCAGACACCAACCCUAUGUUCUUAUCUAUAUUAUUAUAACAACAAUGUCAUCGUUUUUGUCCAUCUUUGAGUAAGUAAAAUGUAUAUACUUAUAUAUACUCGUAUUUUAUAAAAACCUUCAAAUGUUGUUAGACAUCGGUUUUCCAAUUUCGAACCACACACUUAAAUUGUUCAGGUUGGGUAAGUUAAAAAACUUAGGUAUACGCACAUUGUCAUGCACUCUUUACGUUAGAGCAGAUAUUGCAUAUUUAUUUGUUAAACAAUGUACACCUACGAUAGGACAAUAGUACAAUAUAGAAAACAAUAAAAAGACGGACAUGCUUCGCACAUUAGGUGGGUCAUUAUUGUAGGUGAGAAGUUGAGAAGAUAGGAUAGAGGGGAUAUAUAACAAAUAUCUGUAUGCAACGAUUAAAUAUUGCUAACGAAAAAAAAUUCUGAGCUGAAUUUGGUUAUCCGUGUUUUAUAAGGCCGUAAUAUUUACGAUUUUCGUCAAAAUUUGAUAUCCUAUGGAAAAAAAUUCUACAUUACACUCGAUUUAAUUUUUUUGACCACAAAGUACAAAUUAUAAUAAACCUUUCGUUACAUUUUCAAGUAUUUAUGUUUGAUCUAACAAUUUUAUCCAAUGAGUCUUACCGAAUACAAAGUACGUAAAAAACAACCAAAAUUAAAAUGUCUAUAAAAUGCUCAAAAUGAUUAAAAUGUUUUAAAUAUUUUUCCUAGAAAAGGCGAAUCUAAGUUUUCUGUCCAAAUUUCAAGUCUCUCAAAAUAUUUUUAAAUGAAUCCAAACAAAAAAAAAAACUGAAAAUAAUAAAUUUCGUAAAUUUUCCAGUUUUCCUAAGUUUUUUUCCGGUUUUUUCCAAUUAUUCCGAAAACCCCUAGAAAAAUUAAUAAAUAAUGACCUCCCUAAAGUAUUACCCAGCUAAAAGGUAUUACAUCCAAAAAUCCGGGAAAAUUUCUGGUAGAAAAGUUGUUUAUAGAUAAACAAAUAAACAUCAUUGUAAAACCAAUACAUUCCUCACUUUGAUCAUAAUCUGAAAAUGUUACUUCUUUAUCCAAAAGCAAUAGGUAGAUAAUGUUUAAUUGCAUAUAUAUUUUCAGAAUUAAUAGGAACUAUAUAAAUAUUGAAAACACUUCUUCAGAAUACAUUAGUCAUUCUAGUUUUUCAACGUUCAAAAUGUUUUAAACCAUUAUAUAUAAAACAUUUCAAUUAUAGGGACUUGUUAAAAAUACUUCGCAACUUUAUUAUCUUCUUCGUGCUGUAUUCGUCAUACAUUUCGGACAAGAAAAAUAUUUUCCAUUUAAUUAGAUCGAAAACGAUAAAUAUAAUAUACUACACUUGGGAACGCUUUUAUGUUCGAUAUAAAAACGCGGGUAAUCAAAUUUUAUUCGAAAUGUUUUUAGUAUCAAUUUCGAACAUUACAUUUCUAUAUUUUACAAACGUAAAAUAAUAUUCUCAGCUAUAAUAAUAAAAUCCUGAUUCAUAUCUAAUUGGUUUUUUGUCACGUUCGAACUUUUACACCGUCGCCGUUGCGCCGUUGCAAUCGCAUUAAUUCAAUUUGAAACAACGAUUAUAUUACCGAAUCAUAUUUUGUUCUACAUUUAAAUUUUAUUAUAGCUGUUUUAUUUAUGUAUCAUUUAUCAAAAAAUUACAUUUUUUCACGUUUAUAAAUAAUAACAUAUACAGGUAUAACAGGUAGCCUAUUGAAAUAAACAAAAAAUACAUAAUAAAUAAAAAAUAAAAAAAAACACUAAAAAUUGUCAACAAUAAUAAUUAUAUCGCAUCACAAAAACAUAAACAAAAAUCUUAGUCAAAUAUCUAUGGUUACAUUCUAAAAAUAAUUAAACCGUACAAAUUAGAUUAGAUAAUGUCAAAAAUGAGUCGUAAUAUUUUGUUUUCAUUCGACGUUAUAUGUUUUUAAAUAUGUUUUAUAGAAUACAUAUGGGAAUUUAGUUUCUCAUUUUUAGUGAUGCUAUGAUCCCUAAUUUUUAGGACCGAACCGAACUUUUCUUAAAAUUAAUUAACCCAAACCGAACCGAAUUUUUAAACAUUUAAUCAAACUCUAACCAAACAUUAAAAAAUUCGAUGUAUCUGUAAAACGCUACUUAAUUUAGAAUCAAAAUGUUGCAGCUUGAAAGCAAAACACACAUGAAGUGAACCGUAUACGUGAAAAGUAAUUCUUAUAUAAAUACACACAAAAUCAAUAUAAUUCCUUGUAUACACUUUAAAAUAACAUUAAAUUAUAGUUUUUACAUAAAUACACUAGUAAAAAAAAUAUAUAUAUAUAUAUUAAAUUUAACUAUAUGUGUCAGAUUCUCAAUAAUAGCUUUUGCUGUACUAACAGAAAUCAUAAAGCGUUUAUUUUUUAUUUUAUUAAUAUCUAAUUAAAAACAUUCCGACAGUUGUCUACAUGCUAUACAUAAAACUGAGGAAUUGAGAAGGGCCUCACAAAAUGGGGAAUAACUUUAAAAUCUUUGCAAAAGUUCUUUGGCAAAUGCUGGCCGUUAAUCGGAGUGUAUUUAUACAAAUACUUCCUAUAGUGUAAAAUCCCCCGAUAAACUUUAGUAUAACAUCGCAAUAAUUACAUUAGUAUCAUUAGUAUUGGUGAUAAUAUAUCAAGCGAAUACAUUUUAAACAUGUAAACGAUAUUAUUUAGUGACAAAUUAUAAAAUAAAUGUGCAUAGGUCAUUUCAGUAUUAUUUAUUUUAAAUAUCAUAUCAGUGUUGAGUAAUAAACAUUAUUACUCAUACCUGAUAAAUUGAAUGAUAAGUACCAAUUUAUGUACCAACUUCAUUGGCUACUUCUCUAACAGUCAAUCUUCGGUCGUAUCUAUGUUUUUUUUUCGAACAUGAGCAAUGGUAUCAUUUGUUUUCGAUGUUGAUGGACAUCCUGGAUGAUGAUCAUCUUCAAUGGAUAUUCGAUCUUCUUUAAAAUGUUUGAACCAAUUAAAAGUUACACAACACGCUUUGAACACGUAUUUUUGAUGACUGAUUUGAGAUAGUGAUUAUGAUAAUAUACUGAAAUAAUGAUUGUUAUAUCUAGUUUAUUUUAGUACAACAACAUUGCCGGUAACAUAAAAUGUUUUUCUGUAUUAGUUUUAGUAUGGGUAUUUAUUGAACACACCUCCUAUAUUUUAUAGACUUAUUGUUUUGAUGGGUUAUCUAAAAACGAACCGCUAUCAUUUGUCAUUCUUAACGUAAUAUAAUGUGGUAUUAGGUAUAUAUCUAAGAAAAAACUGGUCUCACGCCAUUCUUUACUAUUAUAGAAACCUAACUUAGCCUAUUAACAUAUUUUUAUUGUUUAUCUUAAUUUUAACGGGAAAAUAUCUUUAAAAUUUCGAUUUAGUUUGACGAACAUCAGGCGUAUUACCGUUAGUAUUAUUAUCAAAAAAGUACGGACAUGCCUCGCACAAUGGGCGGGCCACUGUUUUAGGUGAUAAAUUGGAAAUAUUGGAUAUAGAAGACAAUUUAAUUUACAUAUGUACGCAACGAUAAACCAUUACUAAUGGAAAACAACUUGGAGCGAUGAUUCCUUUAUACAUGUACGUAAAUUUGAUAAUAAUAUAAUAUAAUAUUAUUGUGAUAAUGAUAUUUUUGAAUACUUAUUUUUACGUACGUCCGAGAAACAAAUAUUAGAUGUUUUAGGUAGAUGUAAUAUUUCAUAUACGGUAAUCCAAAAGCACACGUGUAUAAUAAAUAUAAAAUCUCGAGAACAGUAAGUAUACUUUUUGUCCCGAUGACUGUGAUUUAUGAACAUUGAACAUGAUGGGAGUACCUUUGUCUUAACAGAUAACAAUAUAAUCAUCGUACAAAUUUUAAAUGUAUAAUGAACAGUGUACACGUUUUCUUGUCGUAGAAAUAUCUGCCUGUCUUAAUGUCGACAUUCAUUUGACGGUGAAAUCUAUUGGAAGUCUCCGCAUGCUGUAUGCAUUCACCGAGCGUUUUCAAUUGUUUCCCUGGCGAACAUUUCAAGUAAUACAAAAUCCAUUUUUCUUUUAUGCUCCGAAAACAAAAGUGUUUCGUUUGGCGAAAUUAAUUAUACCUAUAGCCACGAAAAUGAAAAAAUAAAUUACUAUUAUGGCAAACAACUAUCUGGGGUAAACGGUUUUUCCUCAGCGGUCGACCGAAAUACACCGCAAGUAUAUCCGGACUCACAAAUAAUCCAGUCUAAAAAAAAAUCUAGUUGAACUAAAAAAAAAAAAUAUUAAAUUUUAAAUUGAGAAUACGAGAGUAACAUACUCAAGAUCAGAAAAUGAACUACCUAUAGCAGUGAUGGAUCCAGACUUUAAUUGGAGGAGAGGCACAACCGUUUACAACAGUAAACCUUGGUAUAUAAUUUACCACAGAUACAAGAAAAAUAAAUACUUUACUCAAUACUCAUAGAUUAUAAAGAAAUAGAUAGGUCACUUUUAAAACAAUUAUAUAAUUAUAUGAGAAAAUGUUCCCGCAGGGUCUGAAAACUGAAGUGAUUCAUCAAUAAUAUCAUAUAAAGAUAUUAUGACCAAUACUAAAAUAAAUUUUUUUUUUUUUUCAAUUUCUUAUCAAAAAUUUUCAAUUUCAUUUUUUAACAUUAGCACAGUUUGCGCCAAGCUACGAAUAUUUAAUAUCUAUCUUUUCCCUGCUACUUUUGUACUUUUGUAUCGCCUCAAAACUCAAACUCAGAAAAUUUAGUAGUUUUAUGGACAGUGUUUAAUGUGACAACAUUUUGGUUGAAUUUCAGUAUGAAUUUUAUUGUUAUUGAAGCAGGCUCUUUUUUUUAGUUUUGAACACAUAGAUGUAGAGUAGGCCCUCUAAAUGAAGCUAAGGGGAUGAAAUGUCGUAUUUGCAUGGUGUAUGUAUUUAUGAUGUGUAUUUUACGGUGAACUUUUUAACGAUUUUCGAACAGAAUAAUAAUGUGAGUCAAACAAAUAAGAACCACCGUGAGGAAAAACGAAAUACAGAGAAAAAAUAACUUCGCAUACCAUAAUAUAAAAUGUUUUCUGCAUACACAUACAUGUAUAGAUUGGCUAUAAAUAGAUCCCUAUAUGACUCUGAUGUUACUUUCAGUGACAAUAAUAUUGAAUACGCUUUUUCUCAUAGAAGUUCUAAUAAAUUCGGCGUACAAAUGCAUUAGACAUUAAAUUAUUAUGAAAACUGUAGUAUAGAAUGUUGUUUAUAGAGGAAAAAAAAGAAAAACGAUAACACAUAUAGUCAUAGUAAAACCAAUAUUAAACUCUUAAAAAAACAGUCUUCAAACAUUUAUGAAUGAAUUGUCCGGUUUGAUAUUUGGUAAUAUUUUAUAAUUUUAAACAGUGAUAUGAUGAUAAUGACGUAUGCCCUUACAAAAAUAAAAAAUAUUCUCUAUCGGAAAUGAGACGAAUACCAGCUGAUAAAAAAAAAAAACCGUCGAAGAAAAAAAAUGUUCAACGUUUAUUUCGACAAAACAUAUUUUUUUCGUGAUGCAGCAGUUUCGUGGUUUUCGUUACAGUAUCAUUGUGUUUCCGUAUAUAAUGUGAAAGUUUCGGGAUACUGCGAGAUACUACGAUACUAUUCAUAAAAAGAACUUUUCAGAGGAUGGCAUAUAAAGAAUUCGUUGUACAAAAUAUAUUUUCCAAUUCACAAAUAUAUAUAUAUAGGUAUGUAAUCUUCUCUCCGUGUUAUACGAAUAUAAUGUCGAAUAAUAAAAUGUAUGUAAUACCGUAUACAACACGCGAGUGAUAUUUCGGCUCUCGUGGGAAGAGUGUGUUUUUUCUUUUUACAUAUAAAAUAUGUAAACUCGUGUACUUGGUGCUUGAAUUCGAUGCAAGUGUAAUUUCUCGUUUGAUUUUCAAAAGAAAUACAAUAAUAUUACUCGGCAGUUCGGUUUUUUUUUAUUGUUGUUCCUCCCCGAGUUAUCGUGCAUGACACACCACCACAAUAAUCAAUAAAACCGCAAUGCAAACAAAUUAUAUAAACAAAAAAAAAAAAAAAACAAAAAAAUUCAAUUUUGAAUAUUGUUAAUAUUCAAUGCGUACUGAUGGUGAGUGUACCGUUAUUUAGGUGGGAUGUUGGGAAAACUGGAUUUAUACAAUUAUUUAUUUUAGUUAGAUAUUUAUAUUUAUAUUUACACGCAACGAUAAAUUUUUAAGAUUUUUGUCAACAUUUUAUCUUAAACGAUUAUAAAAAAAACUACUUUUUUUUACCACUAAGUACAACUUAUAAUAAACAUCGAGUAAAGUUUUUAAAUAUUUCUUCACGACCAAAAAAAUUGUAUACACAUAAAAUAAAAAAAAAAAACCUAGAAAAUGUCAACUACCAAUAAAUACAUCAAAAUGAAUGGUUUGAAAAAUUUACUACGUCUAGAAAAGGCUUAUUAUAAGUUUUCUGUAAACACUUCAAUUAUUUACGAUUAUUUUUAACCGAAUAACAAUAAAAAAACUAAAUAGAAAAUAUUAAAAAUGCUAAUGCCGUAAACUUCCCCAGUUUUCACACCCCCAAUUUUUAUGAAAACUGCUUGAAAAAUAACUUCCUGCAAUAAAUCAAUUAAAUCUAAGAUUCAACAAAAAAUUCUCUGGUAAUUUUUUGAUUAAAGCAAGAUUUCCGGUAGAAAAAUGUAUACAGACAGAAACAAAAAUCACACAUUUUAUUGUAAAACUCGCUGAGCUUAGAAUUUAGAAUAAAAUAUACGUAAUAUUAGUUGUUAUAUAAAAAACUUUUGUUAUAAAAAUGUAUUUUUUCGCUUUGUUGGUUUUUCUUAUGCACAGUCCUCUACGCGAUUUUACCGUCUGUACGACGCGUGGGUGGCCGUGUUUUUUUUUUUUGUAAUAUUUUCAAAAUAAAUUAUUAUUCACGUCAGUGAUCGGGGGAUUUUUUUUUUUUUGAGCUCAACACGAUCGCAUAAUAAUAAUUUAAGCCCCAUAAAUAUAAUCUAUAUAUAGAUAGACAUGGGCAUUUAUAUUCGUUCAAAUAUAUUCUACAUUUCGAGGCGGCGAUAUUAUUGUUAAUAUCGUCCUAUAGGCCUGACAUGAAAAUUUAUAUUUAUCGGUAGUUCAGAUCGGUUUCAGUCUGCGGUUUUUAGUUUCCGAAUGUACACGAUUACUGUGGCCCUGCGGUAUAUUACGAACUGUUAUUUUUAAAAAUAAUAUAAAAUCCAAUUUAUCCAAAACAAAUUUAUUACGUAUAAAGCCAUUUGUUUUUGUUUUUGCAGUAUCAUAUUAAAGUUUUCCUUUUAGCCGAAAAGGAUUGUUUAUCCAAUCGCUUUUGUCAUUUUCCCAUUAAACAUGGACAAGUUUACAUUGAGGAAAACAAUAAAAUCACUGUAUCAAAAGCCACGGACAUCGUAUAAGGAAUCAAUCGUAAAAGAUUACAGGGUAUGCUCGAAGAAGCCAAACUUUUUGGUUUCAAAACACAUUAAUGUUCGAACACUGUUUGAACGGAACUGAAAAUAAUAUGUGAGCAUUUUUAUAAAUAUAAAUAGUUGAAAGAAUCAAAGAAAAAAUCUUUGCAUUUGAAUAAUAAUUGCAUACACAUAUAAUAUCAAUCAGACUUCGACAUUUUCCGGGUUCUAUAAAUAGUUGGUUUAAAAUAAUGUUUUAAUAACUUGUCAAUUACCUAUAAUAUUUAGUGAAUAUUUCAGGGCUCUUGUAAGAUUUUUUGUUGACGAAAUAAAAAACGUUAACACUGGUGUUCCUUUAAUUUAUAUUUUUUUUUCGUGUCUAUUAUAAUUGUUCGGUACUUUUUUUUUUAUUUCCGUACGUCUAGAGAAAAUCUAUAAAAAAAAAAAAACCACUUUAACUCAAUUAUCCAAAUCUUAUAAAUUGGAUUGCAAUUAAACUUAUUUUAUACAUUAAAUUCAUCAAAAGUGUUUUUUUACUGCUUGUUUAAAUGUAUGCGUCCAAAGUCGUUUAUUUUAUUUUCCGAAACACAAAAAGAGUAAAAAAUUAUUAUUACACGACUGCACCUCGUUUUAAAACUACCUAUAAAAUAAUAGCUUUUCCGUUUUGUUCUGAAUUCAUAAAAUGUACUCGUUCCGAUACUUUCACAUGGGUUUAGUGCACAAUUCGAGUUUUUAUGUUUUAUUUUUUAGGUACACUGCCUAAAAAAAAUGGUCGGUACUCGUGUAUUCAUUUAGGACAUGGAUGAAGCUAAAUUGCCAACACCCGACGCCGUGUUACAGGCAAAGUGCUAACACGCUAACACGUACAGUCCAUUAAUAACAAAACGUAGUCAAUUAACAAAACGGCCGUUGUGGCCCCCAUUAAGUUUUCAAGAAAGUCGAUAAUUUUUUGUCAAAUUUUUCCUGAAAAUUGAUAUUAUUUCACUGUGUGUCUGUUAUAUAUUAUAUAUUUUUCCUGCUUCUUUCAAACACUUUAAUUGCUUCCUCUGAAACAAAUAAGCAAAACCUCAGGAAUUAGAGAUACUUAACCAUGAAAUGAUAAAUUUUGGCUAAAUUUCACUAUGUUAUUAUAGGAGGAAGUUGUUUUUUUUUAGAUUCAUACAGAUCCCCAAAUAAAGCAAGGGAGAUUAUAAUUUUCUAUGUAUAUAAUAUAAAUCUCAAGGGUAUGCCUUUUGAGGGUUUCGACAUUUAACCUCUUCCGCAACCAUUUGUAUAUAUAAAUUAAAUUUUUUUCAUACACGAAAUGCCUGAUUUUUCUAUACAUUAACAUAUAGUAAAAUUCACUGGCAACCAUAACUAUUUUAGACCAAAAUAUAAACAAAAAAUUAAACAUUGUAAAAGUGACAUUUCGACCGGAAAAAAAUCUACUCUAAUGCAGAAGGUACUCUGCUCAUCAUUGGUGUUAUUUUAGUUCUGUUCCAUAAAUAACACAUCAUUCCAAAAUUAAACCGCAGAAAAGCAAAAUGGUUAGAGCUGAAGUAGUAAUAUUUUGUUUGUAAACGAAACGUUAUUACUACACGGUACACCAAAACAUGAAAUGAUUUACGGGGUUUUGAACUGUAUAGGUACUUGCACUACUGUCACAACACUCACGUGAAUAAGUAAUGCGUAUGAAACUCGCUGAUUAUAAUAUAAAAAUAUUUAUACAUUUUUUUUUAUUUUAAUUAUCGGCGUACAAAGAAUACCUAAUGUAAUCUCAUAUCAACAACGCGAACCCCGGAUAUCUAGCGACCAAUUCAGCAAAACAAUAAAACACAAUUUUAUACUAACUUUUCGUUUUGGGUCGGUAGAAAAAAUAAAACCAACAAAAUCCACCAAACUUCCAAUUAAAUGACUUAAAUAACCUUACAGACGAUUUAUUUCGUUCGAGAGUCGUUGAAACACGAGUGAAGAUUGAUGGUUUAAUUACAAAUCAACUUUGUAAUAUAUUUAUAUUAAUUGACCAAUAUUUUCUAGCGUACAAUUAUUUCGGUAAUAGUUCGAGAAACAAAAGUUACUAUUUUACAAUGUAGAUAAUGAUUAGGAACAUUCUCAAUUGGACACGAUCAUAAAAAAGAGAAAAAAAAAUAUUUAAUUUCUCAUUUCACGUUUAAAAAUUUAUUUUUAUUUUUCAAAUAUAACUUUUUCACGAUAGGUCGUCAAAAGAUAUACAAAUUGACCUCACAAACCCUACGAUUUACUUAUAUCAUAGUAGAAAUAUUGAUUACGAUUUACUUUCCUGUCUCGAUACAUUUGGUAUAAUCGAAAUUACAGACUUUUGCCAAUAACGUGAACUUUUGUAAAGUACACUAGUCUUGUUGAGUUCACAAGUCUUAAUAUACAAGUAUGUUGUAUAAAACAACAAUAAAAUAGUAUUAUUUAUCUCAGGUUCAUUAUUUCAUUAGAGGUUCCAAUGAAAUGAAAAAAAUUAUAUCUUAAGCUGUGCUUUUAACUUAUCAUUUAAGCUUUACACUAAACCAAUAGUUCUCGAUCGGGGCGAAAUAGACCCUUAUAGAGGUGGUACAAAAUAUUCAAGGAAAAAAAUAUAAGAGAGUUCUAAAUAUUUCCGAAUAAAAUCGUAUUAUUGCUGUCACCGUCAUGUAAUCACACAUCGGAACAACAUAAUAUUCCAUCCCCAUAACACACUCUUCUAUAAUACCACUACUCAAAUUGUGUACCCCAAAAGGGCAUUUUACUAAGUUCUUAUUAUUAAAUUAUUUCUAUUUAUUCAAAUGUGUUUAUUAUUUUUUUGCGUACUAUAUUUUUGAUUUAAUAAAAUCAUAGUUUUCUUCUAGAACCUAUAGUUUUAAUUGUUUAAAAUCUAUUUAUGUUUACAAUGCAACUAUGCAUAUUUUGAUGGCUGUGUUUGGCAGUGUCUGGUUUGUUGAGAACCACUGCUUUAGAAUUUGAAAAAUAAAAACUCUCGAAGAGAUUAUUUUUGAUUUUUUGAUUUAAUUUGAUUUCACCUAACCUAACCUCUCAAGAAUGCUCUGAUUUUUUCACAUCAUAGGUACUUAUAUCUAUAGAUGCGAUUUUUUUGUCUGGUAGUAAUCAUUUUCGGAAAAUUAUGUCUUAAUUUCCCACAGAUUUUCAAAAAAAAAAAUAAUAACCAAGAACAAACGACAAUAAAUAGUAAUAAUUGGUUUUAUUUUGGGUGAUUUCUAUACAUUUACUAUACAAGGGAAAAAUGACUAUACCCUAUGGUUAAUACUAUUAAUAAUACUAAAACUUAACCUAACCUUUUAUCCUAAAGCUAAACUUUUAUCAAUAUACUGAACUCCGCUCAGAAUUAUCGAUUUUUGAUAGCGAUGAUUUAUUGAUGCUUUCAGUAUAUAAACUAAAUCUCUCAAAAACAUUAUACCUAUACAAUACUUUUCAAAUUUGUCACACAUACACAACAGCCAACAGUGACCAACACAUGGUUGUCCAGAUUUUUUUUAAUAUUUUCAAACAUAUAAUAUGUAGGUACCUACCUAUUAAUUUGUUUUAAGUUUUAAAGGAAAAACAAAAAAAAAAACAGAUAUGGCUUAGUUCGUUUUGUCAAAACCAAAGUACAAUGUUUACAUUUCGUACGCCACCGUUAUAGAAGUAACACAAACAUAUCGUAUUCAAAUGGCUCAAGAAUAACAGAAACUACGGAAAAAGAAAAACCCAUUGUUGUAGGAAAUUAAUAAUGCGCUAGCGAGUAUAAAAUGUUACGAGUGACUUUCUUCUCGCUUAAGUGCUGUACUUGCUUAUACACACGGAUACAGACAAAUAACAAUAUAAAAAUAAAUGCUUCUAAGCCUAUGUAUAUUGAGCAUAUAUAAAUACACGUAUGUGUAUAUGUCGUUGAGAAAGAGAUAUGUUAAAAAACUAUUUUAGAACCAUUCACAAUAUAUGUUUAGGUACAAAUAAUAAUGAAUGUCUAGACGUAAAAGUUUAUCAGGGUGAUAUUGUUUCGAUUAUGCAAAAUUAUUUUUUAAGAUAAUAUUAACAUUUGAGCAUGGGAAGGAGGGGGGGAGGUAUUUAAUUUCGUCAAAAGUGUACUGCAUAUUUUUUGUACUUGGUUACAAAAUCGCCAAAAGGUUUUGUUUACUUAAUAAUAUUUUAACAACGAAUAACCAGUAACCGGAUACAAUAAACACAUAAUUUUGAAUUAUUUGCUGAUACUAGAUAGUCUAACAAUUAAAUGUUUCCUAACGUGCCAUAUGCUAAGCAAUUGAAUUUUGUUUGUCCUUUCUCUCCACCCCUGAAAAUUUGUUCAUUUUAAAUAAUGUGACUCCCGUUUAAUAAUGUAAUAUUCCAAUUGUAAAAUUGUAUAACUUUUUUUUUUUUCCGAAUAAGAAUGGCAUCUUGGAGAAUGGAUAUGCAAACUCAUCCCGUACUUACAAGGAAUGUCAGUGAACGCGUCGAUAAAUACCCUGAUGGUCAUAUCUGUGGAAAGGUGGAAAUCUAUUUGCUAUCCCUUGAGCAAAUACGAAGCUAACACAUCUUUUGUGCUGGCAAUCAUAUGGUUGGUGUCGCUGAUUAUUCCCAUGCCGUGGUUGGUAUACUUCGAUGUGCAGCCUUUAGGACCAGACAGUGAAAACAUGGUAAAUAUACAAUUGUAAAAAUGUGUAGUAAAAAACGAAGUGAUGCGUAUAGCGAUAGAAACUAUUGUACUCCUCGAGUUUAUGUAUAUACAGAUAGUUAUUAAUUUAUCAUUAACAAGUGAUUCCCUCGGUGGAUUAUUAUUACCAGUACAGCCACUGCUGUAAGUGGGAAGUUGAGAAGGUAGGUUUCCCAUGUUUUGCCCGAUUUUUCCCAUUAGUUGAGAAAACUCUUGGAAAAAUCGAAAAAUGAUCUCCAUAAAGUAUCUUUCUAGUCAUAUUUCUUUUUAGAAAAAGUGCUUCAUUUAAAAAUCGGAGAAAAAUCUCUGGUAGAAAAGUUGUCUACAGAAAAAAAAAUAAACUUCUUUGUAAAACCAUAAGUUUCUUUGCUCCACUCAGAAUCUAUAAAACAAAAAACAACUGGUUCAUGUUUAUAAUAAUAGUCAAUUACAAUUAGUAAAUGUGAUUACAGCAUGAUAAUAGGUAAUCGGAAUAACAAAAAAUGUAAAAUAAUUAUUACUAUUAUGGCUAAUAUUGACUGUAGACUUUUUUUUCUCUAAACUUUAAAAAAUUAUAAAAAUCACGAGUUUACAACUAUAAAAUGGCUAUCUACAAAUUUUUUAAAAAUAAUAAGUUUUGUUUUAAAUUUUUUAGCAAAAUUUUAUUAUCUUUAUAAUCUCCGGAGGUAUUGCAAUAAGUGUAUCUUCGUGGGACACACAUUGUAUACAAUCGUGUAUACGAAUAUUAUAAUCUUAUAAUCUAUAUGAAUAAUUUAUAAACUCGACGGUAGUACAAUAAAAUAUUUUUGAACGCAUUUAUUGUUUUUAUUACACAUAUUAUUAUCUAUUUAGACUUUGUAUGUGAUGGUAUUUUUUGUUUUUGUCCUAAACUAAAUAUUUUUAUUUCGGAGAAAAAAUGUCCGAUUUAAAAUUUGUCGGAGAGAAUAGUCCGGACAAUUUUUAUCCCGUCAAACAACUUAACAUUUAUAUUUUUGAAAUGCCUAUUGUUUAUUGAACGAUUGUGUGUGAAAUAUCAUAAUAUUAAGUAAAAAAUUUAAAUUUUUGAGUAGAAUAUAAAAAUAGUUUUAUUUUCUUAAAAACUUAAAUUAUGUGUUCUAAAUUUUAAUAAUUGAAUAAAAAAACUAAUAAUUAAUCUUUUUUGUAAUUUUAUAUAAAAAAGUUAUUUUUAAUAAGCUUUUAUUGACUUAUCAUUGUGUGGCAUGAAACAAAAUUAUUUAAGCGAAUAGGUAUUUUAUUGGACUUAUCAUUUUGUGUACAUAUUAUAGAUAUGACAUCACUUUUAUCACAUUAUUUAAUACUUGUCAUGCAUGAAUAAUCAUAUUAUAACAUAUCAAGUUUGUCAUAAUUAAAUAUUGAUUCAUCACAUUUUUCACAACAAAUAUUUAUCUGAAAGUUCUACCAAUAAAUAUGACAUGAAAUUUCCUACAAAAUCGGCGUAUUAUUUGAAAGAAAAAAGUUCGUUAAUGUCUGACGUGUUUCUCACAAAUACCGUCCAACUAAUCUGAUAACUUUAUCGAAAGCUCAUUAGUAUUGUUUACCGCUGUCCGCUGAUAAUUAUAAUUUUAAAAUAUUAAAAAUGCAUUUUAUUAUCGAUCCAUAUUAUGUUCGUCGGGGAAUUCAAAGUAAUUUAUAUAUUAAGGAUUCUCAAACAUAAUGUUUGGUGUAAAACGAGGGUGGUCCGUCAAAGUAUCUCUGAAUAAAUUUUUUGCGAUAAGUAAUACUAGUAAUAACUUUCUUGCUCCACUGCUAUCACUUAUCGACGCAAGUGCAUAAUCGUUUUACAUAAAUAUGCCUCUUAAGAGUUUAUUAAAAAUCAACAUCAAUUAAUCAGCAUGGGGAACAAUUUAUUUGGAGUAUGCGUCAAUUACCAAAAAUGUAAAUGCAACUAAUGCUUUACAAUAACAAUAGAUAAAACAGCUGUACAUUUUAUACAAUAUAAUUUUUAUUUUUUCCGAUAAACUUGUAUUUAAAAUUAUUUUGAAAGGACAGUAUUGUUAAAGAAUCGAAGAAGAAAUGUAUUCAGAGAUAUUUUGGUGUAGAACCAAAACCACAUUACCUCGAAUGAAAUAAUUGGUCAUUAUUUUUCAUUUUGCCAUUAUCACCUAGACUCGGGCUGCAUGGUUUGUUUUGGCUGAAAACGGUUCGAUCCAAACAGAAAAUAAUAAUAUUUUCAACUCACUAUACAUUUCCAUUUUUAAUUAUAAGUAUAGUAAAAGAUAUCCCGAAAAAUCAUUAAUCGCUUGUAAUUAAACACUAAUUUUAUAUAGGUAAAAAUGUAAUAAUUUUAUUCUCGCUGUAAAACCGUGACAAAGAUUUAGCUAACGUUGACAUUUCUGCAGCAGAUAUGUAUGGAAAACUGGCCCACGGCGGCGAUGGGUAACACGUACUUCGUGGUGGCCAACAUUUGUCUGUGUUAUGUUUUUCCACUGUCGGUGAUCGGCGCAUGUUACAUGCUCAUCUGGAAGAAAGUGAGUUGUCGACAGGUACCAGGAGAAUCGGUGCCCAAAGUCGUCGUCCUAAUGCAGCGGUGCAAGGUGCGGGUGUUCAAUAUGAUCUUGUACGUAGUGGCGCUGUUCACUAUAUCCUGGCUGCCGUUGUACAUGAUAUUCUCGGUGAUCAAGUUUUUCUCGCUGCCGCCCGACGCAGAGGCCAUGGUGGAAAAUUGUUUGCCGAUCGCCCAGUGGCUGGGUACUCUUAACUCAUGUCUGAAUCCGCUGAUAUACGCCAUAAAAGACGAGAAGUACCGUAAGGCGUACUGGAAAGUGUUUGAGAGAAAGCUGUUCGGGUCCGUGGACUCCGGAAAUUCUUCAAUCAGGAACUUGACCAAUCAAAGACGCAAAAAACCGAUAAUUCAUCAACCGAUUGAUCCCAUAUGCUCAAACACUGAUGAAAACCAAUGUUCAACAACCAGUUGCACAGGAACCUCCACCGAUACCAAGACGAUGGACGCUGAUCGAGUGAUCAGACACAAAACAAUGUUCGCUAAGAACAUGACAUUCACCAACUUCAAAGUGUUGACUGGUUAUGUGUUUGGCAAGGCCGGUGGUGAUUACUUAUUAUAAUCGACCUAAACCAAACAAAAACCUUUCGGGUUAUGACCAAAUAAAACAUCCGCGGGAUUCAUUCGUGUGACUAUAUUAUAAUAUUACGCAUUAUACAUUAAUAUGUUAAUAUAGAUACGCUUCGGAACCGUAAUUAUUAUUUCACGGUUAGAUUGAUUUCGUCAGAACGUUCAUAAAGGCGUCUUCGCUCAUCAUCGUCUUGUCCGAAUUGUCGAAAGUCAUCAGGGAAUCGUUGUACGAUAGUACAAUGUGCGAUGGUACAUUUUAAAAGUGCCGUCCACUUUCACGGCUAAUGGUCGUGUAACGUGAUUUUAGGGAAAGCAAUAUGAUUGGUCUUACAGUUAACACAAUUGGUCGAUAAAUGAUAUUGUUUAGUGGAGAUGGGCGAUACCAACCAUUUAUAUAAUUCGAUACUCGAUUCUCGAUAAUUUAGAUAAAAAAUAAAAAAAAUAAAAAUAAUAAUAUAAAACAUUAAGUAUUUAAAAUUUAGAUAUAAAACGCAUUGUAAAAUAAAAAAUGCCAACUUUUAUGGAAAGAUUUUCGUGAAAAGGGGUGUAAAUCACACUUCUCAAAUUAAACAUACAAUUUGUGCAUUGUGGGAAAUGAAUGUUCAAUUAAUGGCACUAAAAUUUGAUUAAUCCCCUUUUUGAUAUCACGUAAUUACCAUGUACGUUUAAGCGUAGAUAAGAAAAUUCUUUGCUGCACAAGGUUAAUAAGUCUUUGGUAAAUUAUUAAUUUUAUUUUUUAUCUCCUGGAAAGUUAUACAAUUUAUCUUAUACCCUUAUUCACGAACAUCGUCCAUUUAGUCUUAUCUAUUUAACUAACAACAUGAUUAUCACUUGUUAUUUUAACAUAAUGAAAUACCGAUAUCGAUGUUAAAAAUCAUCCUGAUUAUGAUAUUCAAUACUGUAAAUUGUAAUCGCCCAUUCUUAUUGUAAAUAUUAACGAACGCAAUGAUAUUAUGUGGGGUAAAUAUUUUGCAUAUACCAGGUUUUUACCGCAUAGUCCAAUCCUAUACUAGCGGAACGUGUGUUUUCACAGUAUAUAAAUAAUCCCAUAAGAUUAUCAUAAUUACUUUUAUAAUAUUGUUACACACACAUAAUGUUAGGUAUUUACACAUUUGAAGUAAUCACGUUUCACGACUAUAGCUGCGAAGACGCCUUUAGCGUCUAUAGGUAACCGCAUUCUACGUAUACCAACAAUACCGCACUACGGUUACCGGGUUUGAGUUUCUGUUGUAUAAUGCUAUGUGUUUAGUUGAUAUUUGUUAACAUAAUGUCGACAUUAGCCAGAUAACGUAUACAGGUAACGUUAGCCAAAUGCUAACAUUGUUCGCUAUUUAUAAUGUCAAAAUCAUGAUAUUUGUAAACGUUUUCCAGCUUAAGUUAACAUUACCCGGCAAAUUAUUAACAUUCCCCGUAACAUAUAUACACACGUGGACGUAUAGGUAGCGCUUCGAUCAAUGUAUUAUGACAAAUACAUGCCGCGUAUAUUCUUAAUAUUUUCCGUCCGAGUCACACACCGUCCGUUUCGAAACUUACAAUAUUUUAUUAUAUUGCACCUACUCAAUACUGUCGGACACACUUGUGUCCGCGAGAGUAGAAAGUUGUGUAUUUUUAAAUAAUAUUAUUCAAUUUAAAGCAGUUUGAAUGGGUGGUGUGCGAUGCGGACACUUGCAGUAGGUACUUUACAUUUCCCCACCCCUCCAUGUACUUCGGGUGCAUAGCCAUGUAUCAUCGUGUAUGGUUAGUAUAGUUUUGUUUACCACGUCUUUUUCGUUUUUAUAAAACAUCUACAAUAAAAAUAAUAGUAUAACUUCUACCCUCUUAAAAAAUAUACUAUUCGCUCGUGUAAUACUAUUAAUGGGGACGAAAAGCGAUUGACAGGUACUUUUUAGUUUUUUCUUCACGUUAAAUCUUAACUUUUGAUACCUUAUAAUAUUAUAUUUAUGGUAAAAUAAUAUUAUUAAUUAGAUAUUAAUAUUUUCGGUUAAGAAAAUAUCAUUUUUUCCCGCGGUUAUACGAUUUCUGAUAAAAUAAUAUUUAUAUCGGAAAUUUAAAUGGAAUAUAAACGUUAAUAAUAAUAAAUCAUUAUUAUUUAAUUGCAGACAUAAGAAUUUCAAUAGCUCAUCUCGGCAGGAGUUGUCGUUUUUAUACAAACGUAUAUAAUAUAUACUAUACCGUGAUGUUCGUUAUUAAUUUCUGUAACAUUAGUAAUAAUAUCUACAUUUAAUUCAAUAUGACCAACUUUUAAUAAUGAUGAUACCAUCGAUAUUAGAGUAUGCGUUAGAAUUAGCUGAAAAAAAAAAAACACGGUUUUUAUAAUGUAAGUCUGAUGGUCCACGGGAUGAUAUAGUUACAAUAGCGUGAUAAUUGCAAAAUUCACAACCGUGAUAGUUAUAUAAUCGUAUGUUAACAACCAUCAUGUAAACAUAGUGACAGUAAAUAUCGAACUAGUGAAAGCAACUAUUACACUGUCACGCAUAAUGGUUACUAUCGUGAGAUAUAUCUAUUGUCAUUUGAACACGUAUCUACUAUUGUUACUGUAAUGGCGCCUCACACGCGUUUCUAUCAAAUUUUACUUCGCUAUAAUCAUUAUCUCAUUAUCGAGUACUAGGUAGGUACUGUUCGUUUACUCCAUUCUGCCUACAUUUCAUCGCAUGGCAUCAUGGCUGUCUCUGUGAUAGUUACCGUCGUAAUAGUUGCAACUCCAACUAUUUUGAUAGCAACUAACAGUGAACUAAAAUGUCAAGUUUUAUAAUAUAUUAGGCCGAUAAUGACAAUAUCUAACAACGAUCGUGAUAACGACAACCUAACCACAACAGAAAACGGUACUAUGUACAAUAAUUACGAAUUUGUUUCGAAUAGAACCGCAAUAUUAGAACAACAUGGAUAUUGCACAUACUGUAUAAUAAUAUAUCGGUUAUUAUCGGCUAUUGUCUUGGGGCGAAAAUAAUGUUAUACUAGGUAUAUAAUAUACUAUACAUUCUGCGAUCCGACAUGUUUUGUGUUUGCAAUAGUUCGUAUUAUUUAUCAACGCACUUCGGUAACUAUUCGUUGUUAUAACAGCGAUAUUAUACUAUUGUACGUAUUUAACAAUAUCUUCGCGAUAAUAAUAUUAUUGUUUCCAUUGCUAUUUCGUAGUUUUACGACAAAGUCCGCAUAGUAUUUCGAAUAAUAAACGAAGAAUAUAAUAAUAUACAGCAUAGAGAAUAAUAAAAUAAUAUCCACUCAAAAAUAAACGACUUGCCCCCUCCCCAUCAGAUACCAUAUUAUUUUAUUCGUAGGUAUAAUAUUCGUAUAUAUUAUAUUCCAUGACACUAUAACCGACUUUAUUAAAUAAUUAUUUAUUUUUAAUAUUAUGCUAUUUUUUUGUUUCUAUUCGAUUUACCUAGACAUUGUAUUAGUUAAAUGGGUUACUGCGCCAUUUAUAUUGCCAUCGAAGAUGCGUUUAUUGUUUACUGCCGUCGUAAAGGAUAUUUUUCAAUUGAAGUCCAUGCGUUUGUAUCACAAUAAGCGGUAAAAUAAAGAACAGAAAAAAAGAUCAAUGUAAAAAAUAACGACAAUUUAAAUUCUUUAAUUGUCAUAUUUUUAAAUUAUAAUGACAUAAAAUUAUAAUUGUUAAUCACCGAUGACACUGUGCAUUAUCAAAUUAACUAAUUAAUGAUAUCGUAUUGUAUGUAACACGGUCUUUAAAAAUUGCCCACAUCCCGUUAGCAUUUUUGUUAAAGUUUCGUUACUAAACCGGUUUUGGUUUGGAUUAUAGUUCAUCUAAUUCAGGAACACCUUGAGUAAAAUUCUCGACAGGAUUGGUAUUGGAUCUUACUGGAUUUCAGUUAAUUUCAUUUUUUGUAGGGCUUUUAAGACACUUAUAUAAGAUUGGCUCGCAGAGUAGUGUUUCUGUUGUCACGGGAAAUGAACAAACGGCCGACACCCAUUCGACCGACAACCAAAAUACCGACAGGACAAUCGAGCAACAGGAUAAUUGA